AUGAGGGCUUUUGAGGACACGUUUGGGAUCCUCUUCGUCCCUUUGAUUGUCUUUCUCAUCGGGUAUAGCUGUGCGAAGAGGGGAGCAAAACAGGUACGAUUGUAGCGCAUAAUAAAAAUUUUUUUUUAUUUUCUACCUACUGUAUAAAAUUUGUUUUUUUUUCGACCUGCGCCCGAGCUUUUACUUAGCGGUUUUUAGCUAGAUCUCAAGUUUUUAUUCUUUGGUAGAUAGAAGAAGAUCUUACGUUUAAAUUCCCAGUUCUGUAACGUUUUUUGAGUCAUCUUAUGUUAUAAGCCGCAUUUUUACAAUUAAACUUUUUCCGCAGCCUGCAAAAAAUUAUUUCUUUUUUGAAUUUUACCGUAAACCGGAAGUGUUGCAUCCUAGUUUACCCAGUUUGCCCAGAAUCAAAACCGCAUCCCAGAAGAGGCCUCCCCAAAACCGGUGCCGCCAGUCCAAGGUGCUCUUGCAACAGUCAAAUCUGACAAAGCUCAGGUUCCCUCCACCAAACCCACGGCCAAAGGGAUUGAUUUGGAAUCCGAAAAGACUUGUGUUUGCCCAUCAAAGAGGUCGCGGAAAUCGCCGAGAAGUAGGAGUAAAAAAUCGCCGGCAAAGCAAAAGGAUGAAAGCAAAAAGAAACCGGCGAAAACUGGACCUGGUAAGGAGAAGAUUGCAAGUGAAAAUGUCGGAGUUUCUUUAGUCAAAAUUGUCACUUCCCUGGAGCAAACUCAAAUAUCUGCUGGGACGAUUAAAAAGUCGGAAGUUCAGCCCCAACCGAAGCGAUUGAAGACCGCGAAGAACGACGAUGAAGACUCGGACAAUUGUAUUAAUCCUCCGGUGGCAGAGCUGGAUGUGGACAAGACUCAGGACAGCAAUGAUCGAGUUGUUCAUGAUGACGAUGACACAAAUGACAAUGAAGAUGACAUUAUGAAAAAGGACAAAAAUUUGAGUGAAUAA
This is a messenger RNA of Bursaphelenchus xylophilus (pine wood nematode), 954 nucleotides long. NCBI's taxonomy places the organism in Eukaryota, Metazoa, Nematoda, Chromadorea, Rhabditida, Aphelenchoididae. The record is from the annotation of a GenBank genome assembly.